Messenger RNA from Anguilla rostrata (American eel), 3878 nucleotides. Its product is annotated as GTPase IMAP family member 8-like. NCBI's taxonomy places the organism in Eukaryota, Metazoa, Chordata, Actinopteri, Anguilliformes, Anguillidae. The transcript is spliced from 6 exons. Bases 892 to 3069 code for a protein of 725 amino acids. The record is from RefSeq and is a predicted model, not a curated record. Gene Ontology annotation, molecular function: GTP binding.
CAGUGCAGUUGGAUUCACAGUGUCCAUCUGUGACUCGAACUCAGUGUAGGGGGAGCAGAGCGGGACAUUAUACAGAAGGACAGAUCGAGAGAAGCCAAGAGUCCAGAGCACUGGAACUCACAGGAACUCUGAAGACUGAACACUGAACUUAAGCCAGUCCGUAAGUAGACUUACAAACUACAACUGAAAGACUCAUGGUUCAUCCCAGUUGACAAUAGCUGAAGCUAGUGUUCUUGUCUUUUAAUGCGUAUGUGUGGCUUAUGCACAUGUAUUCUGCUCUCAGGGAAAGUGUGUUGUCAUUGGUACAUUUUCAUAUGGAUGAAAAGUCAAAAAUUGUUUUUUAUGAAGCUAAGCAAUUUAUUUAAAGGAAUUGUAUACAUUUACAGUAUACUCAAAAACUGAAAGAGUGAAAAUUUGAAAUAUUCAUACUAUUUAUAUUUUCCUUCUUAUGAACUUAAUUCUGAAGUUUUUCAUCUUUUGAUUUCUUUUUAAUAUAAUAUUUCAAAGUUUAUUCAACAUUUGCAGAGUUAUGAGAACUUGCAUACAUACAUUGAGUUCCAUAAUGGGACAAAGACAUAUGUGGUUGAAGUCCACAUUCUCAAUUGUUAUUUCAGGGUAUUUUUUAUAUGCUUUGGUUUCACCAUGUAGAAAUUACAGGACUUUUUACACAGGCCAUAACCCCCCCUGCCAUAUUUCAGGUAACCAUCAUUUUUGGGACAUACUGAUGUAAUGUAAAUGAAAUUAAACCGUUUCUACUUGCCAUUUAUAACAAUGCUGUGUAUUUAAGGUCACAUUUAGAGGUGGAGGCUUGUCUUUGAAAUAUUUAACUUUCAAUUUUAAUUCCCACAGCACCAUUUUGAGUAUUUUCUGUCGACAGCAAGUUUUCCUGCGAUGACUACACUUUCUAUUGAUCCCCGGGAUAUUAACAAAGAGAAGGAUUCAUGUGUAAAGCACAGCCCUGAAUUUGUUCGUCCAACCAUGUCUAGAAUGAGGCAGGUGAGGAUUAUGCUGAUGGGUCAGACUGCAGAAGGACAGAGGUCUGCUGGAAACAUAAUUUUGGGGACAGAGGCCUUCCCAGUUUCAGAAACACUGAACAGUGAGAGGCAUGAUGGGUUUGUGGCUGGGAGGAACCUGGCAGUGACCACCACAGCAGAUCUGUUUAACUCAAAUCUCACUGAAGAGGAACACUCACUGAAGGUUGGGAAGUGUUUAAGCCUGUCUGACCCAGGACCCCAUGUGUUCUUGUGGGUGCAGCAGGAGAGGAACAUCACACAGGAGGACCACAACGCUUUGAGGAGGUUCAAGAAGUCUUUCGGUGAAGGAGCUUCAAGGUUCUCAAUGGUGCUGUUCAUGCAUGAAGACCACAGGGAAUAUGUCAGUGUUGGUGAUUCAGCUAAACUCGGUUAUGAUGCUCUGCUGGCCUUUAUUCAAGACUGUGGGGGCAGGUAUCACUUCCACAGCAAGAGAAACCAUACACAAGUAACUGAGCUUCUGGAGAAGAUCCAAGAGAUUGUGGAUGAAAAUGGAGGCAGUUACUUCACCAGGGAGAUCUUUAAACCAUCGGAAGCUGUUCUGAAAGGCUCGGAGAGCACAAAGAAAGAAAUGACUUCUGGAGAGGACCUGGAAGGUCCCUUGAGGAGAGAAGUUCCUACCAUACUUGGCCAUUCAAGAAGUAUGAAUUUCAAACAGGACAGCAGAGAGCGUGUGAGGAUAGUGCUGGUGGGGAAUACUGGUGUAGGGAAGAGUGCCACAGGAAACACCAUACUGGGGAGAGAGGCGUUUUCUUCCAAGACCCAAAUGAGCUCUGUGACAAAGAAAUGCCAGAAAGAGACAGGAACAGUAGCGGGAAGAGGGGUAGCUAUAAUUGACACUCCAGGCCUGUUUGAUAGCACCCUGUCAACUGAGGACGCCCAGCAGGAAAUCAUGAAAUGCAUUGGGUUGGCAUCUCCUGGACCUCAUGUGUUCCUCUUGGUGAUAUCAGUGGGACGCUUCACGCAAGAGGAGAAAGAAACACUCAGGCUGAUCAAAAUGACCUUUGGUGACAAAGCUGAGAAGUACACAAUGGUCCUCUUCACCAGAGCUGAUGACCUUGGUGAUCAGUCCAUUGAAGAAUACAUAGCAAAUGGUGAUCCUGAGGUCAAGAAGCUGACUGAGGACUGUGGAGGCAGGUACCAUGUCUUCAGUAACCGAGAAAAGAGGGACAGUUGCCAGGUCAUUGACCUGUUUAAAAAGAUAGAAAUGAUGAACUGGGAUAAUGGAGGAAGCUGCUAUACUCAUGAGAUGUUCCUGGAGGCAGAAAUUGUAAUGAUACGAAUGCAGAUGUGGAAAGCGAAAGAGGAGGAGGUGAGAGACCUGGAGAUGUUACAGGCUAAGUACAAGUCAGAAAUUGAAGAUCUAGAAAGGGAAAAACAGGAGAGAGAGAGAAAUCUGGAAAAAUUACAGAGGGAGAAGGACAAAUUCAUACAACUGGAAGAGCAGGAGAGGACAGAACGAGGGGAGCAACACAGAAAAAGUAAUAACCAAGAUGAAGAGCAGGGGGAAUUACUGGGACACCUGGCACUUCUGGAGAAGAAAGCAGGAAAUGAGGAAGGGAGAGAAGGGGCCAGUGGAACAUGGAGGCCAGAGCAACAUGUUAUAGAGAGCCAGGAGGAUGGAGAGGAGGAAGAAAAAUGCAAACAAGAGAAAAAAGAGGAACAAGAUGAAGAAGGGAAUGAGAAACUGAUUGGAGGAGAGGGGAAAGAGAGAAGGGGGAGCAAAUUUAAAAUAUCACUUAAAAUGCCUGAGAAAAUGAGGAAAGCAAAACAAAAGAAAAAAAGAAAAGCUAAUGAUGAAGAGGAAAAGAAAACAAGCGAGACCAAUAAUGCAGAUAAAGAGGCCGAAAAACCAAUCAAUGAUGUAGAAGUGAGUUUGACAGAAGCAGAGUACACAAAACUCAUAAAUAAAAUUACUCAGAAAUAUCAGGAACUUGCAAAGCAGCAAGCAGACGAGAUUGAAUCCUUCAUGUUGAAAUACUCAGAUCAUUUUGAAGCUGUGCAAAAAAAAAAGGAAAGAGGAUGUGUGAUACAGUGAGCAGAUGCACAGCACAUGCACUGCCCAGUUUCAGGAAUGUGUGUUGGUGAAUGUGGUGACAGCACCAUUUCACUUCCAACUAAAACUGGAUUUUGGAAUAAUGAUAAAAUGUAGUGGAAAUCUGGAGGUGUUACGUAGAAGACAGGGAUUUUUUAACAUUAGCAUUUUUUUUUUUUUACAAGACAUUAAUGCUAUACUUGGCUAUGUAUAAAAGGUGCUGCAAUUUUUAAAAGGUGAAAUGAAAAUGUAUGAAAUUACCAUUUAAUAAAAGUUGAGCACAUGUGAACUGUUCAGUUACAAUCCUCAGAUUGUGAAGUACAGAGCCAAAUCAAGAAAAAAAUAUAACUGCAAGCAGUGAUUCCUGGGGUCCAACCAGCAUAACAACAAUUGGCAAACACAGAGAAUUGAUGAAGGUGGCCCUGAACCAAGAAUAUGGAUCAUGGCAUCAACUUUGGCACAUGUCUGACCUAACAGUUAUUUUAAUUGAAUUUUUGAAUAUUUUCUUAUAUUUUGACCUCUAAAGCACCACCAUUAGUUGGAUUAAGCUUAGAUACACAUACCAAAUUUCAUAACUUCAUGCCAAACUGCUUUGGAAUUAUUAGUUUAAGGAGAUGCAUUUCCAAUAUCAUUGGCUUGUCAUUCAGCCAUAUUUUGACACAGCUACUACAAAGUUCAUGUGUGUAAAAAGGUUUGUGAGAUGAGGCAAAAUGUAAAAUUUCAUGUAAACUGGUUAAUUGUUGUAGAAGGAUAAGCACUUUAAGUGUUCUCAUAAAACUCAAAAUGGUGUGAAAUACAAUAUGGUUCCUUGA